Messenger RNA from Lathyrus sativus (Indian pea), 954 nucleotides. NCBI's taxonomy places the organism in Eukaryota, Viridiplantae, Streptophyta, Magnoliopsida, Fabales, Fabaceae. The record is from the annotation of a GenBank genome assembly.
AUGGCUUUCAUGGUUGCAUCAUUCUUGAAUUUCAUUCUCUUGUUUUCAUUAGUUUCAACAGGGAACUCACUUAGUUAUAACUACUAUGAAAAGACAUGCCCUGAUGUAGAGUUCAUUGUUGCCAAGACAGUGAGAGCUGCCACUGCUUCGGACAAAACUGUCCCCGCAGCACUUCUUCGAUUGCACUUCCACGACUGCUUCAUUCGGGGUUGUGAUGCAUCUGUGCUGCUAAACUCAAAAGGAAGCAACAAAGCAGAAAAAGAUGGACCACCAAAUGUAUCUUUGCAUGCAUUUUUUAUCAUUGAUAAUGCAAAGAAAGCGAUAGAAGCUGCAUGUCCUGGUGUAGUGUCUUGUGCCGAUAUCCUAGCUCUAGCAGCAAGGGAUGCUGUAUUUCUGUCUGGAGGUCCAGGUUGGGAUGUUCCUAAAGGAAGAAAGGAUGGAAGAAUAUCCAAGGCCAGUGAAACCAUACAGUUACCAUCACCAUCUUUCAACGUAUCGCAACUACAGAAAAGCUUCUCUCAAAGAGGUCUGUCAUUGGAAGACUUGGUAGCUUUAUCAGGAGGACACACCUUAGGUUUCUCUCACUGCUCAUCCUUCAGAAACAGAAUCCAUAACUUCAAUGCUACACAUGAUGUGGACCCUUCCUUAAAUCCAUCAUUUGCAUCAAAGCUAAAAUCAAUCUGUCCAAUAAAAAAUCAAAUAAAGAAUGCAGGCACCACCUUGGAUGCUUCUUCAACUACAUUUGACAAUACAUAUUACAAGUUGAUCCUCCAAGGGAAGGCCAUCUUUUCGUCUGAUCAAGUUCUUAUUAAUACUCCAAGUACCAAAGAUCUUGUUUCAAAGUUUGCUACCUCACAAGAUGCAUUUUAUAAGGCUUUUGUGAAGUCUAUGGUCAAAAUGAGCAGCAUCAAUGGUGGCCAAGAGAUUAGGAAGGACUGUAGAGUGGUUAAUUAG